Messenger RNA from Penicillium arizonense, 231 nucleotides. RefSeq lists its product as uncharacterized. The record is from RefSeq and is a predicted model, not a curated record. The coding region runs from base 1 to 231 and encodes 76 amino acids. The transcript is spliced from 2 exons. Lineage: Eukaryota; Fungi; Ascomycota; Eurotiomycetes; Eurotiales; Aspergillaceae.
AUGUCGGGUCAGACGAUCGACCCACGACCGCUACUACCAUGGCGAACUAAGUCCUUCACGGAGAUCGAGAUCGGGUUAGACCGAGAGACGGCAAGAGAACAGGCAGAGACCGUAGGGUCCACAUCCGCCAUCGUGGUCUACUCUGAUGCCUCAGGACGUGAAGGCCACCUAGGCGCUACUGUCGUUACACUCGACAAGAACCUAGAGGUCAUCGAAUCCCAGCAGGUCUAG